Drosophila takahashii is the source of this 833-nucleotide messenger RNA. Its product is annotated as ubiquitin-conjugating enzyme E2 H. Gene Ontology annotation, molecular function: ubiquitin conjugating enzyme activity. Gene Ontology annotation, biological process: protein polyubiquitination; ubiquitin-dependent protein catabolic process. Gene Ontology annotation, cellular component: nucleus. NCBI's taxonomy places the organism in Eukaryota, Metazoa, Arthropoda, Insecta, Diptera, Drosophilidae. The record is from RefSeq and is a predicted model, not a curated record.
CUACAGUAGGCGGUUGGAUUUAUAUUUGUAGAAAAUUUCAAUGAAAAAACAGCAAAAUUCUGGAUUAAUUUUAUGUCUGCAUAGUUUUGAAGGUACCUCUGAGUAGCAGACGAGUGCACUCAAAAUCCCCAGUAGUUCCGAUACGGAGACAGGACAGGCACAGGACCGAGCGCCAGGAUACCAUAAUGGCCAAGCAAAUGGUGGUGAACACAACGUCGCCGAUGGCUGGGCGGCGCCUGCACCGGGAUGUCAACCGGCUGCUGGCCUCGGGUUACCGCACCACCGUGGACGACGACAUGGCCAACCUGGACGUGUGCUUCGAGGGGCCACUGGGCACCGCCUACGAGGGCGGCGUGUGGACGGUAAAUGUGGCCAUGCCGCUGGAGUACCCGCUGAAGGCGCCGCGCGUCCGCUUCGUCACCAAGAUCCUGCACCCGAACAUCGAGUUCACCACGGGCCUGGUCUGCAUGAAUGUGUUCAAGCAGGCCUGGUCGGCCAGCUACGACCUGGUGAACAUCUUCGACACCUUUCUGCCGCAGCUGCUGCGCCACCCGAACCCCCACGAUCCGCUCAACCACCGAGCCGCCUACAUCAUGAAGCACUCGGAGGAGCUCUUCCGCGAGCACGUAAUCCUCUGCCUGAAGAUGUACGCCCUGCCCGUAGUCCUCUCCCCGAAGGACCUGGUGGAGGAGGGCCUCGAGAAACGCUCUUCGGACCUCAGCCUCUCCGAUCUGCUGUCGGACGACGACGAGGAUGACGACGGGGGCGAAAACGGGAACGGAAACGGAAACAAUGCACUGCCAAGUGCUGGGACAGAUCACGUUAGCGAUUGA